Aspergillus luchuensis is the source of this 1281-nucleotide messenger RNA. Its product is annotated as beta-ketoacyl reductase. The transcript has 3 exons. Lineage: Eukaryota; Fungi; Ascomycota; Eurotiomycetes; Eurotiales; Aspergillaceae. Gene Ontology annotation, biological process: secondary metabolite biosynthetic process; fatty acid biosynthetic process. The record is from RefSeq and is a predicted model, not a curated record. Gene Ontology annotation, molecular function: phosphopantetheine binding; fatty acid synthase activity. The annotation marks the transcript as partial.
CUUGUCGGAUCAGACGCCCUCACCAGUGUUCAAUCUUAUCCUUCUUUCCCUGUUUCCCAGAUUGCAGAUGCUGUUGCGCAUGCGCGCGACAGCGGUACCCGUGUGAUCAUUGAUCUUCAAGCUCCGGGCAAGGUGCCAGUUGUGCCGGCCCUCCCAGAUCCUGCCCCUCUGCCUGCGGAGAAUACCUAUAUCCUGGUCGGUGGGCUCGGCACUCUCGGGAUUGCAAUAGCCGAUACCCUUGUCAUCUGCGGCGCCCGUCAUCUCGUCUUCUUGAGCCGCUCUGGGGCUGUUCGAGAGAUACAGCAGGUUGCACUGAAGGAGCUUCAAGACCGAGGUGUGCGUGCUGAUGUUGUGCAAUGCAACGCUGCCAGCCGGGUUGAGGUGCAAGGUUUGUUGACCCGAGCUGCAGAAAGUCGCUGGCGCAUUCGUGGUAUCGUACAAUGUGCAACUGUUCUCAAGGACGGUAUGUUCGAGCACAUGGACUUCGACGCGUGGAAGCAAUCCACCGAGCCGAAGAUCCAAGGGACAUGGAAUCUCCACGAGGCGUUCUCCUCCACCCCGCUAGACUUCUUCGUGACACUGUCAUCGGUAGCCAGCAUAACCGGAAACAUGGGCCAGGCCAACUACGCAGCCGGAAACGGGUACAUGGACGCGCUGAUGACCUGGCGACGCAAGCACCACCUACCAGGACACAGCAUCAACAUCGGCCUAGUCCCAGACGCCAGCGGACUGGGCGACGUAGCCGAAACGCCCGAACAGCGACGCCAGCGAUACCGACACCUAGAGGGUACCGAGAUUCUGCAACAUGAGGUGCAAACUCUGCUUCGCGUGAUCGUCCAGAAAAUCACCCCAGUCCCGGCACAGGUCAUCGCCGGACUAACAGACACGCUACCACGCACCGACGGGGCAGCUUCGUGGCAAUUCGAUCGCAAAUUCGAUCACCGGAUUCAGGUUGUUGCUGAUGAGGAUGCAGGAGCUGGGGUGGCCAAGACCAGCACGUUGUUGAAGAAGGCGGAGUCCGUGGACGAGGCGGUGCGCGUCGUGAAUCAGGCACUGCAGGAGUAUUUGGCCAGGGCGAUGGCGUCGUCGGCGGAGGCUAUCGAUUUGGAGUUGCCUUUUUCGGCAUUGGGUGUUGACUCGCUCAAGGCUGCGGAGGUUCAGAACUGGGUCAGUCGUGAAAUGGGCGCAGAGUUAUCCUCGUUUGAGUUUAUUGGGGCACAGCCGGUGAGAGUGUUGGCGGAGAAGAUUGCCACGCUGAGUUCGUUUGUUACUGUUACGUAG